ACUAACUAGAGUCUCAAAGCAGAUAACCUCAGUGACACAGUGAGUGUGUUUGCAUCCGGAUGUUUGCGUGUUUUUUUCACUGUAACAGAUAUUUUACCAGUGCCAGUGUCUACCGGGCUCAAGACGUACUCAAUGUAAGAUGAAUGCGGAGGACAAGCUGGAGGGCAUGCUGCUGAGGUGUGGGAGCGGGGGCAUCGAUGGAGGCAGCAGAGUUAGCCUGGGCGGUGGAGGGCUGGUGGUGAUGACCUUAGGGGAACGCUCCCUGGCCAAUCACCCGCUCUUGGCCGAAGACGAGGAUGACGAGGACGAUGACGAGGACUUGACCGGAAACUCUCUGGUUACUCAUGACCUUGUUCCUCCCGAGCAGCUGAUGAUGCAGGAGGAGGGGACAAAGAAUGGUGGAGAGGAGGAGGAGGAGGAGGAGGGAGGAGGAGGAGGCGAGGUGGGAGUGCAUUUCCCACUAAAGCUCACCAAUAAGUUGCCGUACUUGCUGCAUGUGCCAAUGAACAUCAAGCAGGAACUGAAGCUGUCUGACCCAGCUGCCCAUAAAAAGAAGGACCAAAAAGCUAUUAAAGACCUGAUUGUUUCUCCCAAGAAGAAAAAGAGGAAGCAGCGCUCACCAGCAAAGAUUCUCAACAUGAAUGAGGAGGGACUGCUGGGCCUACAGAACCCCAAGUGUCACAUUUGUGUUCACUGUAAUGCUGCAUUCCGAACAAACUACCACUUACAGAGACACGUCUUCAUUCAUACGGGGGAAAAGCCUUUUCAGUGCAGCCAAUGUGACAUGCGGUUCAUUCAGAAAUACCUGCUGCAGAGACACGAGAAGAUCCAUACAGGUGAGAAGCCUUUCCGCUGUGACGAGUGUGGAAUGAGAUUUAUCCAGAAGUAUCACAUGGAGCGACACAAGAGGACUCACAGUGGAGAGAAGCCGUACCAGUGUGAUUACUGCCACCAGUACUUCUCCAGGACAGACCGGGUCUUGAAGCACAGACGGAUGUGCCACGAAAACAGAGAAAGGAAGUCCAGCAAAGCCGCUGCUGACGUUGGACUUUUGCGGGAAGCGGGCUCUCCGGGCUCACCGCUUCUUCCCAAAGAGCGCUCCCUCCCCAAGAAGAAGCGUCAAAAGUGCGCGGAGAAGAAUCCGGGCGCCUCCACAUUUGCUCCCCAGACGGGCAACCUGUUUGACGUUGGGGAGGCGGUGGAGAAGGAAGAACGGAGUCCAGGGAAAAGCCCAUCGCUGUGCUCUGGAUCCUCUAAGGUGAAACACGAGUAUGUGAUAGCAGGCUACGGCGUGGAGCCUCCUGAGGAAGCAUCCGGGCAACACGAAGAUGGACCGCUGUCCGCAGAGGAGGCCACCCCGCCUAAAAUAGUGCUGAAAAAAGUUCCAAAGAGGAUUCUGAAGCAGUUGGGCGAGCAGACACCUCCCUGCUUGCCCACUUUGUCUUCUUUUGACGAAAACGAUAAGGUGGCACAAUACACCUUUGAAAUUGUGGAAAAGCAAGGACUCUUGGACGUGGAAGGCAACACGGAGCUGGAAUCGGUUGAAACUCUCCAAGGGAGACCCCCAAAACCUGCAGCCAGCAGCACCAACUACGACGAUGCGAUGCAGUUUCUGAAGAAGAAACGUUACCUUCAAGCUGCGGCGGCCAGCACCAACAGCGUCCGGGAUUACGGCAGCAUCUCCUGCCAGCCUGCCACCGCGCAAACCGUGGUGUCGACCAUCAUCGACGAAACUGUCCCUGCCACCAUUUUGGAUCCGCAGCCAAUCAACGCAGACCUGAAGGCACCUCACGAGAAGCACGUUCUCCCCGAUGAGGUCCUGCAGACUCUACUGGACCACUACUCCAACAAAGCUAACGGGCAGUCAGACAUUUCCUUUAGCGAGGCUGACACGGAGGUAACAUCCAGCAUAUCUAUAAAUUCUUCUGACGUCUCAGACAGCAGCCCCAUGGAAAGCCUGGGGGCUUCCAGCGUCCAGCCGCAUGCUUCCACCGAAAAAGUCAGCCUCUUGCAAGAAUAUUCAAAGUUUCUCCAGCAAGCGCUGGAGAGGACGAGUCAGAAUGACAGCUACCUGACCAGCCAGAGCCUUAGCUUGGUCUCUGAAAACCCCACGUUAGCUGGACAGCCUCUGUUCUCCACAGAGAAGCAGUUUCCCUCCCCCGGCAGGUUUAAAUCAGGGUUAAGCUCCCCGCUGAGGUCCACGUUGGACAAACCUCACUUUGGAUUGCUGGUCGGAGACUCCCAGCACUCCUUUUCGUUUUCAGGCGACGAGACCACGACUCCCUCUGCGGUGUCGCCGUCUGAGGACGACUUCCUGGACCAGGUCUCGCCCUCUAAAAAGUCCGACUCCUCGCAGGGCAUCCUGCAGACGUUCCAGAUAAGCUCUUUUGAUCAGAACUUCAAAUCGCAUUUCCACGCUUCAAGAUCCGGACCGUCCUCGCAGUUUACUGUCGCCAACGGGCAAGUAAGCGUUCGAGGGCCCAGCACAGACUUCUCCGAGUUUCCUUUAGUCCGAGUCACCGAGACCAGGUCUCAACUGAACUCCUCCCCCGAUGUGUCGACCAGCGAAUCUUUUGGCUGAAGGAAAUGAGGACGGGGUCAUAUCAGCAGCACUUUACAACCUCUUUUUUGUUUCCUCUUGCCAAAACUAGUCCUUCUGCAAACAUGUCACUCUUUUCUUUAAGCAAAAUAAAUCCUGUUCUGCUUCUUUACGCCCUCAUCCAAUAACCCUGAUAGACGAAUACAUCCUACUAUAAUUAGGAUUUCCCUCGUGACUAAAGAAAUUCUUCUGGAAUGUACACUUAGAGAUUAUAUGACCAAAGUUUAAUGUAGAGAUUCGUUCAUAUUACUGCCAUUGGUUAAUUAUCAUUGUUGUCUGUAAAAACAAAAACCAACGUAUUCACUUUCAAUAUUGCAAUAUUUCCACUUAAAACUCGAGGCUGGAUUCCUAGAUGCUUUUUUUUGUUGUUGUUCAUAUUGUUACUACCUCCCCUCGCUCUUAACCUGUUUGGACAGUAGACUCUUUGAAGAAGUUCUACUUUCUCUGGCUCCUCAGGCAGACCAUCACAACAACAAUAGCACAAUCAUUCUUCACUUUAAGGCUGAGAUGUCUCCAGGAUCUGUGUAACAGAAAAGUGAAAUGGAGUUUCUUGGUUUGAAAUUUUCAAACAUUUUGAGCAUUAUCUGAGCAUUAUUACAAAUCUUAGAGGCCCACUCCGAUGAAUAGCAUGUUCUUAACAUGUUCUUGAGGCAUUUUUCCGGCGAUCGAGGACAAAUAUAGAGAAAAUUGCGUUCAAAACUGUAUUUCUUUAUUCAGAUCGCUGUGAAUCAGGAGCAGGGAUGCCAGAGGUACAAUCAGCGGGCUACAAGCUCUGAUACCUCCACUUGCAGACAGACGGAUUCAUGUACGUCUUUGUUUUCCUCGUCUGAGCUGACAUCUGGCUCAGAACUGUACGGCUGGAUAUUGUUAGUAUUGUAAGCUCUGGGUUGUAAAUUAGCAGGAUGAUGGGAAUUGAGGGCAGGCUUACUCCAUGCCAGCAGCCCCGCCCACAACUCUGAGACAAAUUUCUCUGUCCUGCUUUUCCUUAUGUCCUAGAAAAUGACAGAAAAUGUCUUGAAUUUGGCUAAAAACGGCAAAUCGCCAUUACAAGACCACUGGGAACCCUUAUAAUAGAUCAAAAGAUGGUCGGAGUGGGUCUUUAAUGCGUGUGAAGGCAGUGGUUUUAAACUUUAUUUAAAAAAUUCUUUUAUUUGAGUUGUUUCAAAGAGCUGCACAUUUGUUAGAGUGGCAGGAUAAUUCUUAAUUUCCUUCUUAAAAUCAGAAUGAAUUUCUGCACAAUUUGCACAUCCUCUGCAUGAUCGCAACCGUUGAAGAAGUUUAAAGUGGAACUAAUCAAUGAAUAAAAAUGAUUCGAAUUCUGAAACUCCAACCAUAGUUUGAUCACUUGAAUGCACAUGGCUUUUUCUGCCACAGUUCGAGGUACUUAGUAGUUGUGAAGCUGCACAGGUUUUUAGGAAACUGAUGGAAUGACAGCUGAAAUAUAGAACGUGGAGCCUGGAUUUACUUUGCUUCUGUGCCUUUUGCUUUUCUUUCUUUUGCUUGAAUUUCAGCACUUCCUCACACAAUCAUUCCUGCAGAUGCAGGUGUGUGGUUUUUUUCUUUUUCUUUAAAAAAAAAAAACUCUGUCUCUGCUUGGAUCCCAUGUUGCACAAUCACAGGCAAUUGUCAACCUAUUCACAUUGCAAUAUACUGUAAAGAGGGAAACUUAUUUAAAUAUCUUUUCUUUUUUAAAGUUUUAGACAGAAAUAUGUUGUAUCUUAUGCACUGUUGGGUGAACAUCCUAUUUAAAUUGUUGUUCUUUAAUAUGUUUAUAAUCACAUCCGCUAUGUGACCCAUUUGAUGGGAUUCAGUCUUCUUUCGGGCCUUUUUUUUUUCUUUUUUCUCCGAAACCAUGCAGUUGCAAAACCACAAGUGGAGGAUGAGUGAGGUCUUUUCCAUCAUAAAUGCUUUACAUUUGUAGAUAAAACAGGUGAUUUCUCGCUUGUUUGUGCGUUUAUCAGCUCCAUCACAUGCAGUUUGAAAGCGGCGUUUGCGUCCCUCGCCACACAUUCGGGGACAACCAUCACCACGUUAUUUAUCCCAUCCUGUCUUCUACAUCAUCCACCAUUCCCUCUAGAAUGUAAAAUAUAAAUAAAAACACUUAUCCUGCUGUAAAUAUGUUGUAAAUUUUGUUUUACUGAAUAUCUAGAAAGUUGUCAUCUUAAGCAUUUGAGAUGUUACAAUCUGACAAGCUCCUGUGCGCUGUAUCAAAACUAAAUUUCUUUUAAAAAAACAACAAAAAAAUGACUAUUUAAUUUCUCUGCUUUUUGUACGUUUGAGCAACUAAAUAAGCAACUUAACUGUAAACGGAAACAAAAAUUAGAAUUUGACUCCUGAAAGCCCCUAUUCUGUAUUUAUUUAUGUUCGUUUAAAGGAAAACCACCUAAAACUGUUUUUUUUUAAUCAAAAAGUCCCUAAUCGUGUGGAUAAUUUUGUUUCAAAAGAACACCACAGAUGAGAUAUUCUGCUAUAUAAUAUUCCCCUUUUUCUUUAUCAAUAAAAGUGUAAAACAGAUUAAGUAUGAACAUUUCUAUAUAUUUCUUUUUUUUUCUAGUAACUGUUAGUCUCAUGGCCAUAAGUGUCCUUGUGUAAGCUAGAGGAAAAAAAAUGUUUGUAAAAUGAUCUGAACUUUUUGAUAAAAAGCUAUUUUUGAAACAUUGUCAUUUAAUGCACUGAUAUGUACAGUAAAUCACGAUGUACCGCCAUUAAUCUGUCAUUUGAGUCAAGAUCUCACAUUUACAGGUGCAUAAUCUAAAGUUUGGUCUCUUGGAGUGAACCUGUUUUAUGAAUAAUGUGCAGCUUUCAUUGUAGCUGAAUAAUCAGUCAAGUAACCUUGUAUGAUUUGUUUUUUGCAAUUUAAUAUGAUUUGUAAGCAAUCUGAUUUGAAAUUGUUUCUGUUGUGCGUCAUGUCUUUAUGAAUAAAGUUAUUCACAUUUGUGAGCUCAAA
This is a messenger RNA of Oryzias latipes (Japanese medaka), 5546 nucleotides long. RefSeq names its product zinc finger protein 148 (gene znf148). Gene Ontology annotation, molecular function: RNA polymerase II cis-regulatory region sequence-specific DNA binding; DNA-binding transcription factor activity, RNA polymerase II-specific. Lineage: Eukaryota; Metazoa; Chordata; Actinopteri; Beloniformes; Adrianichthyidae. Gene Ontology annotation, biological process: regulation of transcription by RNA polymerase II. The record is from RefSeq and is a predicted model, not a curated record.